Molecule: messenger RNA, 2056 nt
Organism: Drosophila willistoni
Lineage: Eukaryota; Metazoa; Arthropoda; Insecta; Diptera; Drosophilidae
Product: cytosol aminopeptidase
Exons: 1
Coding region: 221-1840 (539 amino acids)
Biological process (GO): proteolysis
Cellular component (GO): cytoplasm
Molecular function (GO): metalloaminopeptidase activity; manganese ion binding
Source: RefSeq, a predicted model, not a curated record
UCAUUUCAGUUUCUCUGUUCGACGCGCACACAAUACGGUUUACAUAUAUUUACAAUAAUUUUUUUCUUUUAUUAUAUUUCUAUUUCGCAAAGUUUUUCAGUAAUAUAUAUAAAAGAGUCACGUUUCAAAAUUAAAUCUAUUUCGCAAAGCUUUUCAGUAAUAUAUAAAAAAGAAUCGCGUAUCCAAAUUCUCUAGCGAGCAAUUUUAUAAAUCCAAAAUUAUGGCUAGAUCAUCUCAACUACUUGCGCUCCGUCGUUCGAUGAUGGGCAUAGGGAAGUUCAGUUACAAUCAUCUAAUGCGUACCCCCCAGCUCCUGAGCCCCCCCUCGAUUAAUUACAGUCGCCAGCAGGUGCGCUACAAGAGCGAAGGAAUGACCGGCCUGGUGGUUGGCGUCUAUGAGAGUGAGAACGACAAGGAUGUGAAGUUGUCGGUCGGUGCCGAGAAGUUUGAUGAUCGCGUCGGUGGUAAAUUAACAGAAUUGGUAAAAGAGUUUGGACUGAAGGGUAAAUUGGGUAUCGGACGUAUAAUCAAUAAUCUGGAUGACGAGUUCAGUUGUGUCUGCGUUGUGGGUCUGGGCAAAGAAGGCGCUGGCUACAAUCAUGAGGAGGUUCUGGAUAUGGGCAUGGAGAAUGUUCGCGUCUGCGCUGCGGUCGGGGCUAGAGCCCUGCAACAGCAAGGAUGUGACACGGUGCAUGUUGACGGCCUGGAUUAUCCGGAACAGGCUGCCGAAGGUGCUGCAUUGGCUGUGUGGCGUUACACUGUGAAUAAACGUAAGACGCAUCGCCUGCAGACUCCUAAAUUAGAACUGUAUGGUUCUGCAGAUGUUGAGGCCUGGACCCGGGGUCUUUUUAAGGCCGAAUCACAAAAUUUGGCCCGUCGCAUGACGGACACGCCAGCCAAUCAGAUGAGCCCUUCAAUAUUUUCCCAGUACACCAUGGACGCCCUCUGCCCGUGCGGUGUCACGGUCGAGCCGCGUCACUUGGACUGGAUCGAAUCGAUGAAUCUGAAUUCUUUCCUAAUGGUGGCCAAGGGUUCAUGUGAGCCACCACUUAUCCUGGAAAUCAACUACUGCGGCUCUGCGCCCGAGGAUAAGUCUAUUCUUUUGGUGGGCAAGGGAUUGACUUUCAACAGUGGCGGCCUCUGCCUAAAGCCCAAGAAAGGCAUGGAUGAAUACCGUGGCGCUAUGUCGGGAGCUGCUGUCGUCGUGGCAACCAUUCGUGCGGCUGCAGCCCUUUCGCUGCCCAUUAACAUUUCAGCGGUUGUCCCACUAUGUGAGAGUAUGCCAUCGGGCAUGGCCACGAAGCCCGGAGAUGUUGUCACCUUGCUGAAUGGUACGUCCAUGUGUGUUAAGAAUUCCGAUAAGGCUGGAAUUGUUAUGAUGGCCGACCCCUUGCUCUAUGCUCAGGCCAAUUUUAAGCCAAGGCUAGUAAUUGAUGUGGCCACAUUGACUGAUGGAGCCACUAAGGGCUUGGGAGAAAGUGCCUCUGCCCUGUUCACGACCAGCUCCUUCCUGUGGAAACAAUUCAAGAAGGCUGGCUCCAUGACGGGCGAUCGUGUAUGGCGUAUGCCUUUGUGGAAAUACUUUGAUCAUUUGGUUUCACCUGCAGCCAUUUGUGACCUCUGCAAUCAGGGGCGUGGGCCCGCCUCUGCUUGCUUGGCUGCUGCCAUUUUGCAUACGAUGGUACCCUGCUCGGACUGGGUACAUUUGGAUACCAAUGGCACUGGCAUGUUGGCAAAGCACAAUGUUCGACCGUAUCUUUUGAAGGAUGCCAUGACCGGACGUCCGACCCGUACAAUUAUACAAUUUCUCGCCCAAAUGGCCUGCAAAGAAGUUAAAUGAUAAUGUGUAUAUGUAGCGUAACCAGAGACCCAAGUUUUAGCUUGGAUCAAAAUUUUUAGUCAGAUGACACAAUCGAUAUUGUGUGUGCUGGCGCCAAAUGUAUUUUAUUAUGUAUCCAAUCUCCAAUACCAAGGAGAUGGUGGCGUGUGUUGUCAAUGUAAAUGUGAAAUGCAAUAUUUGAAAAAGCUUUAAAAAAACAAAAAACCAAACAAAGAA